Drosophila takahashii is the source of this 2313-nucleotide messenger RNA. NCBI's taxonomy places the organism in Eukaryota, Metazoa, Arthropoda, Insecta, Diptera, Drosophilidae. The record is from RefSeq and is a predicted model, not a curated record.
CUCUGCGUCUGCGCGCAGUUCAAACAAGUUAAUAGACCCACCAGAAACCCCAUUUUAGUGCAGUGCUCAAGGGGGUAACUGACAAAAACCCUAGAAGGCAGUGACUAAAAACCAUUGUAAGCCGCAGUUAGUGUUUUUUUGUGUUCAAUAAAAGCUGCUAGAAAAAACGUUUUUAACCUAAUAGCACACAAGUUUUUAUCCUCCUCGGGCCAUUGAGCAAUUUUCCUCGAGGCAUUUUCAAUAAGGAAUAAACAAUUAAUUCAAUAUUUAAAACGUAAAAGGAAACGAGACACCAAACCACUGGACUCAACGAUCUCUAUUAACAUGUCCGCCAGUCCCUCAGCCUGCGAUUGUUUGGUGGGCGUGCCCACUGGACCCACCCUCGCCUCCACAUGCGGUGGCAGUGCCUUCAUGCUGUUCAUGGGCCUCCUGGAGGUAUUCAUUCGCUCCCAGUGUGACCUGGAGGAUCCCUGCGGCCGGGCAAGCACUAGGUUUCGAUCGGAGCCGGACUACGAGUACGAUUUCAUUGUCAUUGGCGGCGGCUCAGCGGGAGCUGUGGUGGCCUCCCGACUCUCCGAGGUGCCCCAAUGGAAGGUGUUGCUGAUCGAAGCCGGGGGCGAUGAACCUGUGGGUGCCCAGAUUCCCUCGAUGUUCCUCAACUUCAUUGGCAGCGACAUCGACUACCGCUUCAACACGGAACCGGAGCGAAUGGCCUGUCUGUCCUCGAAUGAGCAGCGCUGCUACUGGCCACGUGGCAAGGUCCUUGGUGGAACAUCGGUGUUGAACGGCAUGAUGUACAUACGAGGCAACCGCGAGGACUACGACGAUUGGGCAGCCCAAGGAAAUCCAGGCUGGGCCUACAACGACGUGCUGCCGUUCUUCAAGAAGUCGGAGGAUAACCUGAAUCUGGAUGACGUGGGCACGGAAUAUCACGGCAAGGGCGGCUUGUUGCCCGUGGGCAAGUUCCCGUACAAUCCGCCGCUAUCCUACGCCAUUCUCAAGGCCGCCGAGGAGAUGGGCUUCUCUGUGCAGGAUCUCAAUGGUCAGAACUCCACCGGGUUCAUGAUUGCCCAGAUGACGGCCCGUAAUGGCAUCAGAUACAGCUCAGCUAGGGCUUUCCUGCGACCGGCCCGCAUGCGCAAUAACCUGCACAUCCUGCUGAACACCACGGCCACCAAGAUCCUCAUCCACCAGCACACCAAGAAUGUGUUGGGUGUGGAAGUAAGCGACCAAUUCGGUAGCAUGCGCAAGAUUCUGGUGAAGAAGGAGGUGGUUUUGAGUGCCGGAGCCGUUAACUCCCCCCAGAUCCUGCUCCUCAGUGGUGUGGGUCCCAAGGACGAGCUGCAGCAGGUGAAUGUGAGGACCGUGCACCAUCUUCCUGGUGUGGGCAAGAACCUGCACAACCAUGUGGCUUACUUUACCAACUUCUUCAUCGACGAUGCGGACACAUCACCUCUCAAUUGGGCCACAGCCAUGGAGUACUUGCUGUUCCGCGACGGCCUCAUGUCCGGCACAGGAAUUUCGGAUGUAACCGGAAAGCUGACCACCCGCUGGUCUGAAAGGCCGAACACUCCCGAUCUGCAGUUCUUCUUUGGCGGCUACCUGGCCAAUUGUGCUCGCACAGGACAAGUGGGCGAGCUGCUCUCGAAUAACUCCCGGUCAAUACAGAUCUUCCCAGCUGUUUUGAAUCCCCGAUCCCGUGGAUUCAUUGGCCUGCGCUCCGCCGAUCCUCUGGAGCCGCCACGGAUUGUGGCCAACUACCUGACCGACGAGCGGGAUGUGAAGACGCUGGUGGAGGGCAUCAAGUUCGCCAUCCGGCUGUCGCAAACAACGCCGCUGAAGCAAUACGGCAUGCGGCUGGACAAGACGGUGGUCAAGGGAUGCGAGGCACCCGCCUAUGGCAGCGAUGCCUACUGGGAGUGCGCCGUGCGGCAGAAUACGGGACCGGAGAAUCACCAGGCGGGCUCCUGCAAAAUGGGUCCCAGCCACGAUCCCAUGGCAGUGGUCAACCACGAGUUGAGGGUCCAUGGCAUUCGGGGACUCCGCGUGAUGGACACCAGCAUCAUGCCCCAGGUGACCUCGGGGAACACCCACGCACCCGCCGUGAUGAUCGCCGAGAAGGGCGCCUACCUGCUGAAGAGGGCCUGGGGCGCCAAGGUCUGACGCGUGGAUGCGACGUGGACGUUGCAUAGAGUAAUUUAAUCAGAAUCCAAGCGAAAAUUACUGCAAGUAAAAUUUUAAGCGAAAUUAUUGUUAAGGCCCCUCAGAUUCAAAACUAAACCUUUCUAUUUACUACCUUGGUCUAAUCUAAUU